Messenger RNA from Trematomus bernacchii (emerald rockcod), 4296 nucleotides. RefSeq names its product G protein-coupled receptor 61 (gene gpr61). The coding region runs from base 452 to 1870 and encodes 472 amino acids. Gene Ontology annotation, biological process: G protein-coupled receptor signaling pathway. The record is from RefSeq and is a predicted model, not a curated record. The transcript has 2 exons. Gene Ontology annotation, cellular component: signaling receptor complex; endosome; plasma membrane. Gene Ontology annotation, molecular function: G protein-coupled receptor activity. Lineage: Eukaryota; Metazoa; Chordata; Actinopteri; Perciformes; Nototheniidae.
GGGUGGGAGGUGAUGACGAGAUGAAAGGGGCCAGGUGAGGAGGAGACACAGGAGCGCCUCUCUCUCUCUCUGUCUCUCUCUCAGUCUCUCUCUCUCUGUGUCUGUGACGUGGUGUGUGUGUGUGAUGGAGAGAAAGCGAAACAGGUCGGCUCUCCUUCAGUAGACUGUUAACCUGCACAGGAGGAAGCAGCCCUCUUCAGACUGAGAUCUCUCCGUGUGAAGGUCAAGUUGGAGAAAGAAGGACAACUUCACUAAGAGUAAUCAGGAAAUAAGUGAAAACUGAGAGCGUCUGCAAAGCUCCAGGCUGAAGUCUCCGGCGCUCAGGUCUACAGCUCCAGCUGCCAUGACAGACACUCCCGCUUGAGCUUCUCAGUGACACCCUAUGACGGGGGAGGAUGGGUGAUGGGCCCGUGAAAUUCAGCGGACUCUUUCCUCCUUAUCCCAUCCUCUCAUGGAGCACCCUGUCACACCGAGCCCCUCCUGGAACCAUUCUCUCUCGGGCCUCCCCAUACUUCCAGCCUCUCUGCACCCAAAUAUCUCUAACGUGACCUCGCCGGCCACAAGCCUCCCAGGGGGGCUCGAUCUGAACCGGUCCUUGGCGCUGUGUGCCAUGCUCAUCAUCGAUGUGCUGGCGGUGGUGGGGAACUUGGCUGUGAUGAUUGUGAUCACUAAAACGCCGCAGCUACGCAAGUUUUCCUUUGUGUUCCACCUGUGUCUGGUGGACCUGCUAGCAGCGCUGGUGUUGAUGCCUCUGGGGAUGCUGUCAGACCGAAUCCUUGCGGACGAGGCGUUGUGUCGGAGCUACCUCUGCCUGAGUGUGUGUCUAGUGAGUGCUGCCAUCCUCACCAUCUGUGCCAUCAACGUGGAGCGCUACUACUACAUCGUCCACCCCAUGCGUCAUGAGGUGAAGAUGACACUGGGGCUGGUGGUGACAGUGUUAGUGCUAAUCUGGAUUAAAGCCAUUGUUAUGUCGGUGCUGCCUCUCGUUGGAUGGCUGCUUCAGGGGAACCAGGGUGUGGGUACUCCUUCGACCCUCAUUCAGGGUCAGAGACACUGCUCCCUUCACUGGACGGGAGUCAGACACACGCGGCUACUUUUCAUGGUCUUCUUUACGUUCAUCUAUUUUCUUUGCCCUAUGCUGAUCAUCCUGGUGGUCUACUGCAACAUGUUCAAGGUGGCGAGGGUAGCAGCCAUGCAGCACGGCCCCCUGCCCACUUGGAUGGACACGCCCCGACAACGCUCCGAGUCAAUCAGCAGCCACUCCACCAUGGCAGCCAGCCUCGGUGGAACUGGCGCCCGCACCACCCCACAGAGGACCUUCAGCGGCGGGAAGGCUGCGGUGGUUUUGGUGGCAGUGGGUGGUCAGUUCCUCUGCUGCUGGCUGCCAUAUUUCUACUUCCAUCUCUACACGGCGGUGGUCUCUACCUCUCCCUCCUCACUGGCCCAGCUGGAGGAUGUUGUCACAUGGAUAGGCUAUUUUUGCUUCACCUCCAACCCCUUCUUCUACGGCUUCCUUAACCGUCAAAUUCGCGAGGAGCUGGGCCGCCACCUGGCCUGCCUCUUCAAGCGGGCCGGGCCAAGCGAAGGGGAGCAGCUGCCCAGCCGCGAGGCCUCCAUCGAGGAGAACUUUUUGCAGUUCCUUCAGGGCACUGGAUGCAAUCUGGAGCCCUGCAACUCGCACAGCAGAGGCAGCCAAGAGGAUCCAGAGACUGAGGGCCUUCAGGAAUCAGCUGUUCAGCAGAACACGCCAGCUGACUUCCACAUCCCAGGGCAGAUCCUUGAGGAAACCUCAGAGUUCAUACAGCGGCAACAGCUGAACAAUGAGCUACAUGUAUCAGAGAACUGCUACAAAACUGUGCCCGAGCUGUAGCUGCCUCUCAUGUACCGUCUCUUUUGCCAUCUAUAAUCCAAUAAAUAUAUUUAGUUUUAUUCUUAUUUUCUAAAAUGUGUUAAGUUAAUACAUCUUUUGUUCAUGCUACAACAGUGCUUUUAAGCUAACAACCAAGUGAACUGCAAAACACGUUGUCUUUUUCAAAAUAAUUUAAGUUGUGUCGAGAUUUCGGAGAAAGACGAAGACGAAUAUGUUCCAUCUUGCUCGUAUCAUAGAGCAUUACAUGUUUUCAGAGCCAUACAUGUUCAAAAGUGUGUAUGUACAGUGUCAGACUGUUUUCAAUGUGAUGUUAGCUGAUGGACACUAAACUCUUGUGAUAAUCACGGGUCAGUGGUGUGACAAACAUCACAGAAAAAAAGAAUUGCUGAAACUCUGUGAGUGCAAAACUUCAGGGGAAACACCAAUUUUCACACUUGGGAAACUCUUAGAGCCAUUUAAUGACAUUUUAAGUGAAAAAGUGAAAUGUGACUUUUGAUAUGCAUUCCUUAAUUUAUUCCUCAUUUAAGUGAGGUUCAAAAAUGUUAAGUGUGAAAUAAGUCACAAAACAUCACUGCGAUUACAUCAAAAAUGCUCUACUUCCAUUUUCAUGUUCUUCUUGUUUUACUUACUUACCAAGACUUGAAAAAGCCCCUUGACAAUCCGUUCAUAUUUGCUCAGCGAGACAGCAGUUCCCUAUGAACAAACAGAUGUUUUAUUAUUCAUAUAAGUAAUGAUCUAACAAUAAAACCCACUUUGCUUCACCUAUAUAUAGAAACUAGUUAAUCUCAAACAUAUUUUUGAGUCUGUUGAAAGAAAAACCGUGAGAAAAGAGGAGGGAAAAGUACAUAUUGUGAGUUAUUGUAGCUGUCGUGCCCGGUUUGUUGAGGAUAUGUUUACAAGUGUUUUUAUUUCACUUGCUCAUCAUAACACCAAGGACUUCAUGUAAAAAUGUAGUUGUUUUCCCAGUAGAAAUGCAUGAAUAUUCAGAACCAUUUUAAAAAUGGUCUAUUCCUUUGAAAUAUUCAUUGUGUUAAACAGGAUCAUUUCACAGCUGGUGCUGCUGGUGUUAUUUAUAAUAAACAGGCUGACACACUAGCGUAUUAUUAAGCAUUUUCCAGGAACAUAGUUAUCAUGUUUAUCUGUUUGCAGUCUUGUGAUUAUCACCUCCUCACCAAAAUCCUCUCACAUUGGUACACUCGUGAUUUCACCCUCCUCCACUCAAAGAAAAACAUUGUGACUGCUUUAAUUUGUAUGACACUAAUGGUGUUAGGAUUUAAGCUUUGCAAAAACAUUGUCAAACCACAGUUGAACUGUAAGAAAAAAGAAAAAAAAUAAGCAGGUUGUGGACUAUUUUGGACAUUGUGAACCCCCCCCCCCCCCCCCCCGAUGUCUCUGCUGUUUACAGGUAAACAAGGGAGCCGUGUGAGUGCGCCUGUGUUUGUGCUCUAAACAACCAUGCUUGUUGUGGCUACACAGCACACAGGUGAGACGGUGCUUACACAUGGCAAGCUUUGCCUUUGGCCUCAUACAGCAACAAAUGGAAGACUGUGGUGAUACUUUCUCUGAUCUCAGGUGGAAUACAAACAGUUUGCACAAGUCACACGAGCAGUGACAAAUCUUCCAAAGAAAUUACACGGCACAAAUCUUUUACUAAACACUUUCUUGUCUCUUUUUAUACUUGCUCUUUUUUGCUGCCUUUAUCUAUUUUGGGCUGCCUCAUACCGGACUGUUGGCAUGAUCAUAAGACAUACAGGAGGUUCAUAUUUUGCUGGGAGUCAGAACAAAAAAAGGCCCCUUUGUCAGGAGGAGACAUAAUGUUCUUAAUAUUCCUGCAAUAUGACGCUGUUGCACACUGUUUUUCAGAUAGGGUCAUCAUGUCAUCUUGUUUCAAAAUGUUUCCUUUGUGUGCAGUAAUGUGAGGCCCUAGAAAAUAGUGAGCUCAAUCACUGCCAUAAUUCUAAAUGUUCAAAAGUGUGUAUGUAAAUAAAUAAACAUACCAUUUUAUGCAACAAAAUGACAUAGAACUAUCUUGAUUGAUUCCACGAGGGUACAGGAACAAGAGUCUUAUCUCUUCAGAUUAUCUUACUCAUUGAACAUUAUUAAUCAUCUCCUCUUUAUCGUACAAUGUUGUAAUAAAUUGGGUGAUAUUUCUCAUCGUCUGGGGUCAUUACAAAGCCCCUUAUGCUGAUUGAAUCCACCAUUCAAUCAGCUGGAUUUUCGUUACCGUAGCAGCAAAAUUGCCCCGACCAAUCUGAUUAAAUACUUUAAGCUCUAUUUCUGCUACCAUCUGUUGAUUAUGAGGACAUGGAAAUAAGCUGCUCUGAAGGUGAAUGUCAGAUAAUAUUCCCAGCUUCAGGAAUAUUCACUGACAUUAGUCAGAAACUGUUUUGUUCAUCGUAAAUAAAUAAUGUGUCUUUUGUACCCGA